UAAAGAUUGUAUUUUUCUAAUAAUUUUUGGCUAAAUUUUGAAUUUUGUGAGAUCUUUCGCAGGGGUUGGUUCUUCUUCUUCACAAGGAGUGAUGGCUGUUGGGUGUGGCUAUGGAUCUGUCGCCAUGGAGAAGAGUUUCAGGGAGUGUUCAAUAUCACCGCCGGGAGAGAGUAGGGCCACUGGAUCAAUUGGCCGGAAUUUCGGAUCAAGAUCACGGGUUGGUGUCGAAUCAUUUUCUUUCUUUGAAAAUAUCAAGCCAAAAAGAUACGAGAUCUUAGAGAAUCAUCAUCAAGAGGAAGAACAUCAAGAAGAAGGAGAUAGUUCAACACAGAUUGAAACGCUUCCUUUAUUUCCAAUUCAUGGAGGCACCCACCAUGAUUUCUUCAGCAUGAAGGCGGCAGAUUUGUCAUCGGAGCAUACCACGGGAGGUUACUACACCAGAGGAAACUGGUACCGCAAGGACGGCCGUGCUUCCCUUGAGCUCAGUCUCAACUCGUAUGGAUAUUAUAACUAAUAUAUUAUCUAUUUUAGUUAGUGAAGUAUGUAAUUAAGUGGUAAUUAUCAUGUACUAAUUAUGGGUGUGAUCUAUGUUUAAUUAAUUCCUCUA
Molecule: messenger RNA, 607 nt
Organism: Lactuca sativa (garden lettuce)
Lineage: Eukaryota; Viridiplantae; Streptophyta; Magnoliopsida; Asterales; Asteraceae
Source: RefSeq, a predicted model, not a curated record